AUGCCGUCAAUCGACUACCAGCGCAAGAAGAACGAGCCCAAGAUGAUCGGCUGUGACAAGAAGCCGACAAACUCGAAUCGGCUGUCGGGCGACGAAGAUGAUGAGAGCCUGGCCGCGAUGAUCUACCACAUCUACGAGCGGUACCCACGUCAUUUCUACGCCGCCAUCGUCAGCAUGAUUGUGUUGCUGAUCACGACGGUGUGGAUGUGCGGGAGACAUUCCGCCGUCUCGCAGCAAAUCAACGAAGGCCGAAGUGUCCAGACGUCUCGGCACUCGAUCGACGAGGUCCCGGACGGGUGGUUUGCUGUCGGAAAGGUGCACUACGACCCUCAGCAAGUGUUAGGGCGAGGCUGUGAGGGCACUGUAGUUUACAAGGGAAAAUUCGACGGUCGCGAGGUUGCCGUCAAACGAGUAGUUUCCGAAUUCCUCCGCCUGGUCGAGCGCGAAGUUGACCACCUCCGUGCCAGCGACACCCACCCACACGUCAUCCGCUACUUUUGCAUGGAAUCCGACAGCCAGUUCCGAUAUCUCGCCCUCGAGCUGUGCACGGCUUCUCUUCAUGAAUACGUCGAGAAAAAGGAGGUUCGGAAGAUGAUCGACGUCCCAGCCAAGGAACUUCUACGACAAGCCAGUGACGGGCUGUCUCAUCUGCAUUCGAUUAAUAUCGUUCAUCGUGAUAUGAAGCCGCAGAACGUCUUGAUAUCGAUGGCCAACACCAAGGGACAGGUCCGGGCCCUGAUCUCCGACUUUGGACUUUGCAAGCGGGUUCGGCCGGGUCGGAACAGUUUGUCGCAACGGAGUGGCAUGGCUGGGACGGACGGGUGGAUCGCUCCGGAAGCGUUGUUCGAGCAGAGCACGUCAUACCCGGUCGACGUCUUCUCCCUCGGCUGCAUCUUCUACUACGUCCUCACCGACGGCAAGCACGUGUUUGGCGACCCAUUCCAGCGGCAGUUGAACAUCAUGCACGGCAAGCCAAGCCUCGCCGGGAUGGAGGCGGAUCGGAACCAUAACGAGUCGAUGGCCCUGAUCCGGGAGAUGAUCCGGCACGACCCGGCCGAGCGGCCAUCCGCCCAGACGGUGCUUGUCCAUCCCAUGUUCUGGAAUGCCGACCGGAAGCUGCAGUUCUUUGGGGACGUCUCGGAUCGGGUGGAAAAGGAGGAAGACCAGGCCCCAGUUGUCCAACGGCUCGAGUCGAACGCAAAAGCGGUGGUUGGCGGCAACUGGCGAAACCAUAUUUGCCCGGCUUUAACGGAAGAUCUCCGCAAAUUCCGCACCUACAAGGGGCACUCGGUUCGGGAUCUGCUGCGAGCCAUGCGAAACAAGAAGCACCACUACCGGGAGCUGCCUAAAGAGGUCCGUGACUCCUCGGCCACAUCCCCGAAGAUUUCGUCCGGUACUUCAUUUCCCGAUACCCAUUGCUCCUCCUCCACGCCUACGAAGCCC
Messenger RNA from Mesorhabditis spiculigera, 1443 nucleotides. Lineage: Eukaryota; Metazoa; Nematoda; Chromadorea; Rhabditida; Rhabditidae. The record is from the annotation of a GenBank genome assembly.